Molecule: messenger RNA, 873 nt
Organism: Ophidiomyces ophidiicola
Lineage: Eukaryota; Fungi; Ascomycota; Eurotiomycetes; Onygenales; Onygenaceae
Exons: 1
Coding region: 1-873 (290 amino acids)
Biological process (GO): poly(A)+ mRNA export from nucleus
Cellular component (GO): nucleus
Source: RefSeq, a predicted model, not a curated record
AUGGCCGCGGCAUAUAGCAAGAAGACGAACUCCGACUUAAUCGAGAUGCUCAAAUCUCGAGGGCUCACUCAUACUGGAAAAAAGGCCGACUUGGUCGCGCGACUUGUCGAGGCCGAUAAAGCCGCGGCGGAGACCAGUGGAGCUGCGAGCGCAUCAGCGAAAGCCGACGCCGCUGCUGACGACGUUAUUGACUGGGACGAUGAUGCGACCACCCUGGAGCCUACGGCCGCAGCCACCGUCGCUGUAAGCACCAAUGCGACUGACGCGAAUAGUGCGGUGGGCGCAAAAGAAACUGCUGCAACUUCAGCCACCACAGCAAAACAAAAGAUCGACACUGACCCUUCGACUACUCAUGAUUUAACUGUUAAAAAACCAGCUGAUCCAAAAGAAGCGUCAACGACAACAUCUGCCGGUGAAACAAAGGACGCGAAUGGUGCCGUUGAAGGAGAGACCGUUGAAGCAAAGGUAGCGGGAAAUUAUAGUAUGGGCUUGGCCACUACCGACAUUGAUACUGAGCUCGAGAAGCGCAAGAAGAGGGCAGAAAAGUUUGGCAUUGUCGACGAUGACGGUACUAAAGAGGCGCAAAAGGCAGCUGAGAGGGCGAAACGAUUUGGAACUGGAAGUGCUACUUCCUCGGGUGUGAAGGGCUUAGAUGAGCCAUUGCCAGAACAGGCAAGGAAGAGAGGACGUGGUUUUGAUGAUGGAGACAGUUAUCAUCGAGGUGGGAAACGACGAAACUUCUCCGGAAGAGGACGAGGGCGUAACACUCGAAGAACCCGCGACGAUAAUGGGUCCAGCUAUGGGAACAAAGCGAGCAACUGGAGUGAACAAGAUCGCAGUGCGAUGGAAAAGAGAAGGGCUCGCUUCGGCUAA